GUGAGCUCCUCCCCUGCAUGAUCCUACAGCCCCCAUCCAGAGCACAGAACCCUCCCAGGAGCCGGAGGCGGAAACGAGAGGCUGCCUGGCUGAUCCAAUAAAGGUGGCUGGGGAGAAAGUAGGCAGUCACAGUCGGGCCAGGACAGAGGUGGGACGUUGGCCCCUGGGACUGGCACUCGGCACUGGCUGACUGGGAAGCAGGAGGGGGCCGUGCUGGUGGAGGCAGCUCUGAUCCCUGGGGCAUAACCCAGCACGAAGCACGACGUGGGUGCAGGCCGGCAUGGACGAGGCUCCGACGCCCGCCAGCCCCGCGGGGCUCUCGGCGUACGUGGCCGUGUCCCAGCUGCUGGGCCUGACGCUGCUGGUCACCACGGGCGCCUGGCUGGGUCGCUAUCGGGGUGGUGUGGCCUGGCACAGCCCUCUGCAGUUCAACGUCCACCCCCUCUGCAUGGUCCUGGGCAUGGUGUUCCUCCAAGGUGACGCUCUCCUGGUCUACCGGGUGUUCAGGCACGAAGCCAAGCGCUCCACCAAGGCUCUCCACGCGCUGCUCCAUGGCCUGGCGCUGGUCAUCGCCCUUGUUGGCAUCGUCGCUGUCUUUGAGUCACACCGUGCCAAGGGCAUCCCUGACAUGUACAGCCUGCAUAGCUGGUGUGGGAUGGCCACCUUCGUGCUCUACCUCCUGCAGUGGCUCCUGGGCUGCGGUUUCUUUCUCUUCCCUGGUGCCUCCUUCUCGCUGCGCAGCCAGUACAAGCCCCAUCACAUCUUCUUUGGGAUCUCCCUCUUCAUCCUCUCCAUCGUUGCCUGCCUCUUGGGCAUCACCGAGAUGCUCCUCUUCAAAAUCAGUGACUCCUACAGCCACUUUGUACCUGAGGGCAUCCUGGCCAACACCCUGGGGGUGCUGCUGGUGGCCUUUGGGCUGCUGGUGGGCUACGUGUUGACACGAGAUGACUGGAAGCGCCCGCCCCUGGCUGAAGAGCUGGCCCUCUCCAUGGAUUUCAAGACCCUGACAGAGGGUGAGAGUCCUGGUGAUGGCAGCCAGUGACAUCUCCAGCUCCCUAGCGUGGGCUCCUCGUGGUGUCCAUGGGAUGUCCCUGUGUGCCCUGUCCCCAGUGCCUUGGGGCUCUGUCCAGCUCAGGGUGACAAGGACAGCUGGAGAAGGAAGCAUUUGGUGUACUGCUGCCCAUUGAGUCCAAAGUUGCUUGGCCUUAAUCUUCCUCAGCUGUGCCCUGUGCAACCCCUGGUGCCCCCCCAAAGCCUGUCUCCAGCCCUACGGGGACAGCAGUUCUGCAGGAAGUGGCAGGGGCUGACAGCAGUGCUGGGAUGUGAAGGAUGGGGGUCCCCAGGCUCUGCCCUGCUCUGAGUACUGGGAGCCCAAAGCCUGUUUGCAGAGCUGAUGGCAGAGGGGAGAUUUUGCCUUCACUGAGGUUCCCACUUGCUGGCAGCUCACCACCCUCUAGCGUGGCCACACAUGGCAUCUGCUCCCCAAAAUGGGCUCCCUUGGGGGCUCCCCAGUGUCUGCAAGUUCAGUAUCUUCGUAUCUGAAGCCUUUUCCCCUCUCACAUGAUGUGUUUGUUGUCUGCUCAGUGGAUGCUCCCAACCUAAUAAAUGUUUGCAGCUGA
This is a messenger RNA of Pogoniulus pusillus (Red-fronted tinkerbird), 1619 nucleotides long. RefSeq names its product transmembrane ascorbate-dependent reductase CYB561. NCBI's taxonomy places the organism in Eukaryota, Metazoa, Chordata, Aves, Piciformes, Lybiidae. The transcript has 8 exons. Gene Ontology annotation, cellular component: lysosomal membrane. Gene Ontology annotation, molecular function: oxidoreductase activity. The coding region runs from base 281 to 1042 and encodes 253 amino acids. The record is from RefSeq and is a predicted model, not a curated record.